AUGUACCAGAGCUUGGCCAUGGCCGCGAACCACGGGCCCCCGCCCGGGGCCUACGAGGCGGGCGGCCCCGGUGCCUUCAUGCACGGCGCGGGCGCCGCGUCCUCGCCCGUCUACGUGCCCACUCCACGCGUGCCCUCCUCGGUGCUGGGGCUGUCGUACCUCCAGGGCGGAGGCGGCGGCGCGGCGUCCGGGGCCACGUCGGGGGGCGGCUCGGGGUCCGCCCCGUCGGGCGCCGCCGGACCCGGGACGCAGCAGGGCAGCCCGGGCUGGAGUCAGGCGGGAGCCGACGGAGCGGCCUACACCCCUCCGCCGGUGUCCCCGCGCUUCUCCUUCCCGGGGACCACCGGGUCCCUGGCGGCCGCCGCCGCCGCCGCCGCCGCCCGGGAAGCCGCAGCCUACGGCAGUGGCGGCGGGGCGGCGGGCGCGGGCCUGGCGGGCCGCGAGCAGUACGGGCGCGCGGGCUUCGCGGGCUCCUACUCCAGUCCCUACCCGACCUACAUGACCGACGUGGGGGCGUCGUGGGCCGCGGCCGCGGCCGCCUCCGCCGGCCCCUUCGACAGCCCGGUCCUGCACAGCCUACCCGGCCGGGCCAACCCCGCCGCUCGACACCCCAAUCUCGUAGACAUGUUUGAUGACUUCUCAGAAGGCAGAGAGUGUGUCAACUGUGGGGCUAUGUCCACGCCACUCUGGAGACGAGAUGGGACAGGGCACUACCUGUGCAACGCCUGUGGCCUCUACCACAAGAUGAAUGGCAUCAAUCGGCCCCUCAUCAAGCCUCAGCGCCGCCUGUCUGCCUCCCGCCGAGUGGGCCUCUCCUGUGCCAACUGCCAGACGACCACAACCACGCUGUGGCGCCGCAAUGCUGAGGGCGAGCCUGUGUGCAACGCCUGCGGCCUCUACAUGAAGCUCCAUGGGGUCCCCAGGCCUCUUGCAAUGCGAAAAGAGGGCAUUCAAACCAGAAAACGGAAGCCCAAGAACCUGAAUAAAUCUAAGACACCAGCAGGUCCUCCAGGCAGUGAGAUCCCUCCCAGCAGCAGCGCCUCCAGCAACUCCAGCAAUGCCACCACCAGCAGCAGCAGCGAAGAGAUGCGUCCCAUCAAGACAGAGCCGGGGCUGUCAUCUCACUACGGACACAGCAGCUCCAUGUCCCAGACAUUCUCGGUCAGUGCCGUGUCUGGCCACGGGCCCUCCAUCCACCCCGUUCUCUCAGCCCUGAAGCUCUCCCCACAAGGCUAUGCAUCUCCAGUCAGCCAGUCGUCACAGGCCAGCUCCAAGCAGGACUCUUGGAAUAGCCUGGUCCUGGCUGACAGUCAUGGGGACAUAAUCACUGCGUAA
Jaculus jaculus (lesser Egyptian jerboa) is the source of this 1335-nucleotide messenger RNA. It is a transcript of the gene Gata4, whose product is annotated as GATA binding protein 4. Gene Ontology annotation, biological process: negative regulation of transcription by RNA polymerase II; cell fate commitment; positive regulation of transcription by RNA polymerase II. The coding region runs from base 1 to 1335 and encodes 444 amino acids. The transcript is spliced from 6 exons. Gene Ontology annotation, molecular function: RNA polymerase II cis-regulatory region sequence-specific DNA binding; zinc ion binding; DNA-binding transcription factor activity, RNA polymerase II-specific. Gene Ontology annotation, cellular component: nucleus. Lineage: Eukaryota; Metazoa; Chordata; Mammalia; Rodentia; Dipodidae. The record is from RefSeq and is a predicted model, not a curated record.